CAAUUUAUCAAGGAAUGAGGGGGCAAGACAAUGAGUCUUCAUGGACCUACAGGCAAUCAAUGAAUCUGGACCAGGAAUUACUAAAGCACUACAGAGGGAAGAUGAGCAAGAUGUGGACGAAUGUGCCAGGAACUCCACUCUUUGUGGCCUCAACUCCAUCUGUACAAACAGCCCUGGAGAAUACAAUUGCUCCUGCCUGCCUGGGUUCUUUUCACCUGUUGUCUGGACCCCUGAGAAACCAGAGGAUUUCAGAUGUACAGAUAUUGAUGAGUGCCUUCACAUGCGCCUUUCUAAUGCGAGAUGCACCAACACCCUUGGGAGCUACUUCUGGACCUGCUUCCCUGGCUUUGCACCAAGCACCAGACAGCUAAACUUCACUGGCCAAGAUGUGGAAUGCAGAGAUGUUGAUGAGUGCUCCCAAGAUCCGUCACCAUGUGGCCCCAAUUCUGUCUGCACCAAUGCCCCGGGCUCCUACAGCUGUAGCUGCAUUGAGGGCUUUCGCCCCAAUCCAGAAGGCUCCUUGAACUUCAGCUGCAAAAGGGUUCCCUUCAAGUGUAAGGAGGAUGUGAUACCCAACAAUGCUGGGGUCCAGCAAUGCCAAGUAGGAGCAGCAGGGAAGUCUGAAUAUGGUUCCUUCUGCGCACUGGUGAAUGCCACCUUCAGUGUUCUGGACAAUGUCUGUGAGAACAAGACCACCGCGGUUUCUCUGAAGAGUACAGUGGAGAGCCUCACCUCUGUUCUUGAACAAACGUCCACAUGGUCCAACUUCACCAAAGAAGAGACAUCUGUUCUGGCCACUGUCCUACUAGAGAGUGUGAAAAGCAGCACCCUGGCAGCUUUUCUGAAACCCUCAGCCAAUGUGACUCAGACUGUUCAGACCAAACACCUAGAAAUUGAAAGCAAGAUCAUCAGGGAAGAAUGCACUGAAGAGAAUAAGACCUUUCACUUCAAAGCCAAAGGGAAUGAGAUGAAGGUUGGGUGUUCUACCAUCAAGGAGUCUGGAUCUGCAGAGAUCACCGGGGUGGCUUUUGUCUCCUUUACGAGGAUGGAGUUGUUUUUAGAUGAGAGCUUCUUCCAGGACCCUCAGACCCUCUUGGCCAAGCCCUGGAGGAAGCUGAAGAUGAAUUCUCACGUGGUGCAGGGCAUCAUGACUGGAGAGAGGCAAGGCGGGUUCUCUGACCCAGUCAUUUACACGCUGGAGAACAUCGAGCCAAAGCAGCCGUUUGAGACGCCUAUCUGCAUUUCCUGGGACACGGACAUGGAAGGUGGCAGGUGGAUACACUCUGGCUGUCUGACCCAUGAAGCUUCUGAGAUGUAUACUGUCUGUAGCUGUAACCGGAUGAUGAACUUGGCCAUCAUCAUGGCCUCUGGGGAGCUCACGAUGGAGUUCUCCCUGUACAUCAUUAGCCACGUGGGCUUGAUCAUCUCCCUGGUGUGUCUCCUCUUGGCCAUUGCCACCUUCCUGCUGUGCCGUGCCAUUCGCAACCACAACACCUACCUCCACCUGCACCUCUGCGUGUGCCUCUUCUUGGCCAAGGCUCUCUUCCUCGCUGGUGUAGACAAGACGGACAGCCAGACGGGCUGUGCCAUCAUUGCAGGCUUCCUGCACUACCUUUUCCUCGCCUGCUUCUUCUGGAUGCUGGUGGAGGCUGUGAUGCUCUUCCUUAUGGUCAGGAACCUGAAGGUGAUGAAUUACUUCAGCUCUCGCAACAUCAAGAUGUGGUACCUCUGUGUCUUUGGCUAUGGGCUCCCUGGGCUGGUGGUGGCCGUCUCUGCUGGCGUCCGCCCAAAGGGCUACGGGAUGCGUGAUCGUUGCUGGCUGAACCCAGAGAUGGGGUUCGCCUGGAGUUUCCUGGGACCGGUCUGCGUCAUCAUCAUGAUCAAUUCCAUCCUCCUGACUUGCACGUUGUGUAUCCUGAGGCAGAAGCUUUCCAGUGUCAAUGCAGAAGUCUCUACACUCAAAGACACCAGGUUACUGACGUUCAAGGCCUUUGCCCAGCUCUUCAUCCUGGGGUGCACCUGGGUGCUGGGCAUUUUCCAGAUCGGACCCAUGGCCAGGGUCAUGGCCUAUCUGUUCACCAUCAUCAACAGCUUGCAGGGAACCUUCAUCUUCACCAUUCACUGUCUGCUCAACCGCCAGGUGCGGGAAGAAUAUAGGAGAUGCAUCACCAGGAAGACCAAAGGCAGCUCCGAGUCCCAGACCUCAGGGAUGUUGCUGUCCUCUGUCCCCUCCACUUCUAAAACGGGAUAACGAUCUUUCUUACUGCCAGUAUGCUAUGCAGCGACAUUUGAAGAAAGCCAAUGCCUACAGAAGCCUUCCCUGAAAUCCCUUCACAGCUUAACGUGCAGAGGCAGGAUCCUGCCAAUCCCAGAACUCUCCAGAAUCAGGAAUUUCUGUUUCAGAUGAUCAGUUCUGCUCUUUGAGUUUCCAGAGUUUUGUGGAGGUAACAGACCCCAGUGCAAUGGCAUGGCCAAGAUUAUCUGGCUACCAUUUUGGUUUCUCCUAAGUUUGUUGGCGUAUGGCUCCAAGUGUACCUCUCCAGCACCUAUCAUGUGCCCGACACAGAGUAGUCCUCAAUAAAUGUUUUGUCAUAUGACAGACUGACCUA
This is a messenger RNA of Suricata suricatta (meerkat), 2609 nucleotides long. RefSeq names its product adhesion G protein-coupled receptor E1 (gene ADGRE1). NCBI's taxonomy places the organism in Eukaryota, Metazoa, Chordata, Mammalia, Carnivora, Herpestidae. Gene Ontology annotation, biological process: adenylate cyclase-activating G protein-coupled receptor signaling pathway; cell surface receptor signaling pathway. The coding region runs from base 41 to 2251 and encodes 736 amino acids. The record is from RefSeq and is a predicted model, not a curated record. Gene Ontology annotation, cellular component: membrane. Gene Ontology annotation, molecular function: calcium ion binding; G protein-coupled receptor activity. The transcript is spliced from 17 exons.